ACCCAUCAAUGCCUCCCUCCUCCGCCGCCGCCACCACCACCAGCUCGCCGGCUCGUCUCCCUGCUCCGCUUCGCCUCCUCUGAUCAUCUGUCUCGCUCUGGUCUCCUCACCCACCGCCGCACCGCAGUGGCAUUGCCGUCGAGGUCUCGAGGAGAGGGAGAUGAGGCCUCUGUACCUGCGCAGCAGCGGCAGCUUCAAGAAGCUGCUCCUCUCCAUCGGCCACCGCGGCACCAAGAACGGCAAUGGGGGCGUCGACGCGAAGGAGAACGAGACACCCGCGGCGGCGCCGGAGUCGCCACGGAAGCCCGCGUGGCGGUGCUUCUCCUACGACGAGAUUCACCGCGCCACCAACGCGUUCCACAAAGAUAACUUGGUGGGGAGAGGCGGGUCGUCCGAGGUGUACCGCGGCGAGCUCGCCGACGGGAGGACGGUGGCGGUGAAGCGGCUGAUGGGGGCGUGGGCGUGCGAGCGGCGGGAGCGGGACUUCCUGGCGGAGCUCGGCACGGUGGGGCACGCGAGGCACCCCAACGUGUGCGCGCUCCUCGGCUGCUGCGUCGACCGCGACCUCUACCUCGUCUUCCACUUCUCCGGCCGCGGCUCCGUCUCCGCCAACCUCCACGAUGAGAAGGCGCCGGCGAUGGGGUGGGCGGUGCGGCACGCCAUUGCCGUCGGCACGGCGAGGGGGCUGGAGUACCUACACAAGGGGUGCCAGAGGAGGAUCAUCCACAGGGACAUCAAGGCCUCCAACGUGCUGCUCACCGACGACUUCCAGCCUCAGAUUUCCGAUUUCGGGCUCGCCAAGUGGCUGCCGUCGGAGUGGACGCAUCGGGCGAUCGCGCCUAUCGAGGGAACAUUCGGGUGCCUGGCGCCGGAGUACUACACGCACGGCAUCGUCGACGAGAAGACGGACGUGUUCGCGUUCGGCGUCUUCCUCCUGGAGAUCAUGACCGGGAGAAAGCCGGUGGACGGCAGCCACAAAAGCCUUCUCAGCUGGGCGAGGCCGUUCCUGAACGAAGGGAUGAUCGAGUCGCUGGUGGAUCCAAGGAUCGGCGGCGACUACGACGGCGAGCAGGCGAGGCGGCUGGCGUUCGUGGCGUCGCUCUGCAUCCGCUCGUCGGCGACGUGGCGGCCAUCCAUGACCGAGGUGCUGGAGCUGCUGGAAGGCAUCGAGAUCCGGCAAGACCGGUGGGCGAUGCCCGAGGCGGAGGACGCCGACGAGGAGGAGCUGUGGGGAUUCGAUGACCUCGACGACGAUGACAAUGUCGAUGAUGAUGACGACGAUGAGGAGUUUAACACUGCCUCCCCUUCUUCCUCCUCGUCACCUUUGAGCAAUCAGUAGCUAGGACUUAGGAUUAAGUCGUAAGAAAUAUGGGGGAUGUUUGUGAUGUUACAAGAUGAAAAUUUUGAUAGAUGCUCCACUGGGUCCACUUGUAAAUAGAAAGAUUUUUCAUCUUAUCAUCCAACAGUCUAUGAAAAGCAAGUAGUACCAGUCCCAUUGAUCUUGACAUGAACAUCAAAAGAUAGUGUACUUCCACGCAAGAAAUACGGGGGGAGAAGUGUGUUGAUGAAUGUAUUAAGGCAGCGGAAUAGUAGCAAGCAAACUGAGAUUUUGU
Molecule: messenger RNA, 1613 nt
Organism: Oryza brachyantha (malo sina)
Lineage: Eukaryota; Viridiplantae; Streptophyta; Magnoliopsida; Poales; Poaceae
Product: probable receptor-like serine/threonine-protein kinase At5g57670
Exons: 8
Coding region: 161-1339 (392 amino acids)
Biological process (GO): protein phosphorylation
Molecular function (GO): ATP binding; protein kinase activity
Source: RefSeq, a predicted model, not a curated record